Molecule: messenger RNA, 1830 nt
Organism: Macrosteles quadrilineatus (aster leafhopper)
Lineage: Eukaryota; Metazoa; Arthropoda; Insecta; Hemiptera; Cicadellidae
Product: electron transfer flavoprotein subunit alpha, mitochondrial-like
Exons: 6
Coding region: 371-1372 (333 amino acids)
Cellular component (GO): mitochondrion
Molecular function (GO): electron transfer activity; flavin adenine dinucleotide binding
Source: RefSeq, a predicted model, not a curated record
GUCCUCCAUAGUCCGUCAUCAUCAUCAGUCAACUCAUCAUCAUAACAUCAAUCAACCAACUCGACUCAAAUAAGUUGCCAAGUUGCUUGAUUUUUAAACACUUGCGCGAUUUAGUAUUUUCAAUAGACAUUUUUUAAAUAAAAAACUUAGAAGUGAUGCAUCACUUAGUUGGAAAUUAAUUCUUGACUCAGUAUUGUUAUUGAUAUUCGCUAGAUAAUUAUUUGAGGUUAAGUUAUAUAAGUCAACUAAAAUUCAAAGGUUAAGUUAGCUAAUACUUUGAUCAAGUUAGGUGAGGUCAAUCAAAGUGCAAAUUAAUUUACCCAAUCAUCAAUUAAUUACAAGACACUGCAGUGCACAAGCUACCAUUACCAUGUUUUCUUCAAAGGUGCUCAGUUCUGGCUUGCUUCAAAGUGUCAAGGUGUCUUCUAGAUUUCAAAGUACUCUAAUCAUCGCCGAACACAAUAACGAGAAAUUGGCCCCCAUAACGAGACAUGCCGUAACUGCUGCUACUGCUCUUGGUGGUGAAACUUCUGUCCUUGUGGCAGGUACCAAAUGUUCACAGGUCGCCGACGAGCUCAGCAAGAUUCCAGGUCUGUCAAAGGUGCUGGUCGCAGAACACGCAGCUUUCAACGGGUUUCUCCCUGAGAGUCUGACACCGCUGAUCCUUGCUACACAGAAACAGUUCAACUUCACGCACAUCCUUGCCGGUGCAACGGCGUUCAGCAAGGGUUUGCUUCCUCGUGUUGCUGCUAAACUCGAUGUCUCACCGAUUUCUGAUGUCAUCGCCAUCAAGGCCCCCGAUACAUUUGUGCGCCAGAUCUAUGCAGGUAACGCCAUUAUGACGCUUAAGUCCAAAGAAGCAGUGAAAGUAUUGACGGUGAGAGGUACCAGUUUUGCCCCAGCAGAUGAAACAGGUGGCUCCGCCAAGUCGGAGGCAGCCCCUGCUGGGGAAUACGCAGCCAAGGGAGCCGAGUUUGUCAAACAAGAACUUACCAAGAGCGACCGACCAGAGCUGACUGCGGCCAAGGUCAUCGUUAGUGGAGGGAGAGGCCUCAAGUCUGGAGAUAACUUCAAGCUGUUGUACGCUCUUGCUGAUAAGCUGGGUGCUGCUGUAGGAGCAUCCCGAGCCGCUGUAGACGCGGGCUUUGUCCCCAACGAUCUACAGAUCGGCCAGACCGGCAAGAUUGUGGCUCCCGAACUGUACAUCGCUGUAGGAAUAUCUGGUGCCAUUCAGCAUUUGGCUGGUAUGAAAGACUCCAAGACAAUAGUAGCAAUUAACAAAGAUGCUGAGGCUCCGAUCUUUCAAGUCUCGGACUACGGUUUGGUGGCAGACCUCUUCAAAGCUGUACCAGAGCUGACUGAGAAAUUAUAAUAUUUUAUAUAGUAUAAUCUUUAAAUAUAAUAUAUGCUCCUGAACAGUUCCAAAAACACUAUUAAUUAUGUUUCAAGUUUUACAAAAUCAGGUGGAAAAGAUAUUUUACACACCGAUAAAAAUUAUAAACCUUUUUUACUAACAAUAUAUUUCAUGUGAGGUUCAUUUUUUUAGCGGUUUUACUUAUUCUGUUGAGAUUUAUUUGGCUUUUACUUCUAUUUCUACUUCAUUUCGAGGGAUUAUUUGGACUGUUUUUACUUUUCUUCAUUGCUAUGUAAAAUGCUUUAUGUGCUAACUUAUAUUGCAUGUCGUUGCUUGUAACUCGUGUAUACAUUGUUAUUAUUUUGUUUAGAGUUUGUCUAAGUCAUCAUUGAAAGUUUUUUUUCUAUAAUCGAUGGACUGUAUACAUAGCAAAACAUUUUCAAUUGUUGAAAUAUAUUUUUAUAGAUACUUGUUAA